Messenger RNA from Pieris brassicae (large cabbage white), 2935 nucleotides. It is a transcript of the gene Cna, whose product is annotated as serine/threonine-protein phosphatase 2B catalytic subunit 3-like. Gene Ontology annotation, cellular component: calcineurin complex; cytoplasm. Bases 303 to 1790 code for a protein of 495 amino acids. Gene Ontology annotation, molecular function: calmodulin binding; calmodulin-dependent protein phosphatase activity. The transcript has a single exon. The record is from RefSeq and is a predicted model, not a curated record. Gene Ontology annotation, biological process: calcineurin-mediated signaling. NCBI's taxonomy places the organism in Eukaryota, Metazoa, Arthropoda, Insecta, Lepidoptera, Pieridae.
UACCGCAAGCCGAUUUUGAACUAACAGUUGGUAGGUCGAUUGUUUUCCAGAUGGUCACCCUGCUGCCCUACUAAUGUUACCAGUUACUAUUUCUAAUUUCAGUGGAUUCAGUGAUACAGUGAAAACGCGCUCGAUAUCCCUGUUUCUUUUAUUGACCACUCGCCAGAAGUUUGCGCAUUGUUUUCCAGUGCGCAGUAGUAAACUAUUCUCUCGCCUCCUGUGAAAUACGGAUUUAAUUUCUCAUCUGCCAUUUUUAAUUUCGAAAAUAGUGGCGUUUAUGGAACUGUUGUUACUUCAACAAUAUGUGUGACAAUAAUGAAAAAGUUUCGACUACGCAGCGAAUGAUCCAAAGUGUAGCUUUCCCUCCCAGCCAUAAGCUCACCGUAUCAGAAGUAUUCGAUGAGAAAACGGGCAAACCUCUUCCAGAUGUACUUAAGCAACAUUUUAUUUUAGAAGGCCGGAUUGAGGAAAAUGCGGCUCUACGAAUUAUCCAAGAUGGUGCCACCCUUCUUCGUUCAGAAAAAACCAUGAUCGAAAUUGAUUCCCCGGUCACCGUAUGUGGAGACGUCCAUGGGCAGUUUUACGAUUUGAUGAAAUUGUUCGAAGUUGGAGGUUCUCCUUCAUGCACCAAGUAUUUAUUCUUAGGUGAUUAUGUCGACAGAGGUUACUUCAGUAUAGAAUGUGUACUCUACCUGUGGGCUUUGAAAAUUUGCUAUCCGAAGACCUUAUUUCUAUUACGCGGUAAUCACGAAUGCCGACACUUGACAGAAUAUUUUACCUUCAAACAAGAAUGCAAGAUCAAAUACUCUGAAAAAGUAUAUGAUGCUUGUAUGGAUGCUUUUGAUUGCCUACCUUUGGCUGCACUUAUGAACCAGCAGUUCCUGUGUGUCCAUGGAGGUCUAUCUCCAGAAAUAAGCAGUUUAGAUGAUAUUCGUAAACUAGAUAGAUUCAAAGAGCCUCCUGCAUAUGGAGCUAUGUGUGAUCUACUGUGGUCAGAUCCAUUGGAAGAUUUUGGUAAUGAGAAAAAUGCAGAACAUUUCUCACACAACUCUGUAAGAGGCUGUUCUUACUUCUACAGCUAUGCUGCAUGUUGUGAUUUUCUUCAAAGAAAUAAUUUAUUAUCUAUUAUUCGAGCUCAUGAGGCACAAGAUGCAGGAUAUCGAAUGUAUCGUAAAAGUCAAACAACUGGAUUCCCCAGUCUUAUCACUAUUUUCUCAGCUCCUAACUAUUUGGAUGUGUACAACAACAAGGCUGCAGUUCUUAAAUAUGAAAAUAAUGUUAUGAACAUCAGGCAAUUUAACUGCUCACCCCAUCCUUACUGGUUACCAAACUUCAUGGAUGUCUUUACAUGGUCACUUCCCUUUGUUGGUGAGAAAGUGACUGAAAUGUUGGUUAAUGUAUUAAAUAUUUGUUCUGAUGAUGAGCUGAUGACGGAAGGUGAAGAUGCUUUGGAGGAAGCUAAUCUCAGGAAAGAGGUCAUUCGCAAUAAGAUAAGAGCCAUUGGUAAGAUGGCUCAUGUAUUCUCUGUGCUACGUGAAGAGAGUGAGUCUGUUUUACAACUUAAAGGAUUAACACCCACUGGUGCAUUACCCUUGGGUGCCCUUUCUGGAGGUAAAACUUCACUUAAGAAUGCACUGCAGGGCUUUUCACCAAAUCAUAAGAUCACCUCGUUUGCUGAGGCUAAAGGCUUGGAUGCCAUUAAUGAGCGCAUGCCCCCAAGGCGUGAUGGCCAACGCACACCGGAUACUCAAGAAAAGAAGCCACAUGUCAACAGCAAUGCACACUCGUGAAGUGCUUGUUGAUACUUCUCUUCAAUCCUUACUCAUAAUUUUUCCCAAAUAAGGAGUGCUGGUGAAAUGUGUUAUGGAGACUUAAUCUUUGGAAUGAUUUUUAUGAAAACAAGGUGGAUUUGAAGGGAUUUGUCAUACUAAAUGUUUUAAAAUUUGGAUUUAACUUUUUUUCUAUAGAUAAAAUUAAAAUUUCUCUUAUAAGAUAUUAACUUUCGAUAUUUAAAAUAUUAUAACAGAUCUGCAGGCAACAAAUUUGUUUAGUCAAUUAAAUAAUAAGAAUGCACAUUUAUUUAUAAUGCAAUGCACUGUUUAAUUUUUGGUAAUGUAAUUUAAAAUUUUCAUAUGAAAAGACAUGAUAUUGUAAUAUAAAUUUAUUCAAAUUUUCUUCUUAACACUACAUUAGUGAAAAUUAGACAAGUCUAUAAUUUUCAAAGCAUAAUUAGCUGUGAUAUUAAGCGAUCAAUGUAUUAUUUAUUAGCAAUUUGCUAGUUGAGUACAGGCAUGUUCAUUGGCUAAUCAUGCAUUGAAAUUAUUGUAAAGUGGUGAAGUUCAGCUUUGGCAUGUCCUUUUAUUCUAUAUUUAAGUAAUAAAAUAAUUAUUAUGUACUAUAGUGUUGAGCACAUGGUGUGUUGUUGCCAUGUGUGUGUGAUGUGUAAAUAUGCCUCGAGCGUACACACACGUUAGCUUUAACACUUUAGAUAAAUAUUACUCUCUUUAAUAUCUUUGCUACAAGUUGUACUUAACUGUAUUUUAUUGUACAAAAUAUAUAAAAAUUACUAUCUUAAAUAUACUUUAAUAAUUUAUAUUUGGAUGUAUGCUGAAUAUUUGCAGCAUGUGAGCAGUGGAACUUGUAUGCUGAAACAUCUCAUGUUAAAAUCUUAGUCAUAAUAUAUUGGUAUACAUAUAAGAUGUAGCGGCUAGUCUAACUGCAGAUUUUCUUACAGCUUCUAUUUCAUAUUUCACUUAACACAGGUUUAAUGACCUAUGCACUGUUGGAAAAUCUCUUUUGGUCAGCCAAUAAUAUUCUUGAAGCUAUAAGUUUGACAUUGUGAAUACUAAAAGUGGCUUACAUAAUUUCAGUCAAAGUAUUCAAAGUUUAUCUCAAUUUUUAAGCCUUAUAUAGUAGUUAAAAUUCAUUUUUAAGU